AUGAAGCAUACUCGAGCCAAGCACACCAAAUCACGAAGAGGUUGCAUCACCUGCAAAAUCCGGCAUGUCAAAUGUGACGAACAACAGCCAGAAUGUCUACAGUGCGUCAAAACAGGACGCAAAUGUGAUGGAUAUGAACCCCAGCAGACAAACCCACAGGCACAGCAGAGAGCCGUAGUCGACCUUGCCCCUGAGGCCCGGACUAAACCCAGCGCCGACCAGCGCCUAGUCUUGCGUCCGGGGACUCGAGAAGAAAGGCAGCAUAUCGAGUUCUUCUGCACGCGGACAUCGCGCGCACUCUCUGGCUUUUUUGAUUCGGAUCUCUGGCAGUACUUACUGCCACAACUGAGUCACUCCGAGGCCGGGAUCCGACACGCAGUUAUCGCUCUGGGGGCUCUCCAUCAACAUCUACAUAUAGUUCUCUCCAAAGGCAAAUGUGAUCCCGGGCGGAAGAUUGCGCCCCAGAAUGAGCAUUUUAUUAUUCAGCAGUACAACUUGGCGAUUCGACAUUUGGUGGCACAACUAUCAUCCUCCACACACCAGGUACCGCAUCUGACGCUGAUCAGCUGCUGUUUAUUUGUCUCCCUGGAGAUUCUCAGUGGACAGCUCAGUAAGGCUCUAGACCAUAUUGAAGCCGGACUGAAGAUCCUUCAGCGAUGGGAGAAUCAAACAGACGGAAAACUACGGUCGGAAGGGAUUACCCGAGAACUGGCUUAUAUCCUCAUCCGCUGGAAUACCCAGCUCUCCAAGCAUGGUAGGAAGAUGAUUCCUCUCAACUUCAGCCAGCUAGAUACAGCAGAAUUAGGGGCAAAACAAGAAUGCUGGUCGGAAAUUUCAGAAGCCAGAGAUUCACUCGUUAUACUGAGCAAUCGCACAAUGAGCUUCUUGGAGGCCGUGGGCGGCGACCGGAAUACGAGAGGGUCGCCCUGGCAAGUCCGUCAGCAACAAGCCCUCCUCCAAGGUCUUGCUGCAUGGCUGAGCGCAUUCGAAAGUCUGAUGAGGCGAUGUGGCCGACGGCUGAAGAAGACCGAUCCUCGAGGACCCUUGCUGCUGCGCCUCCACCACCGCACCAACCAAAUUUGGGUCACGGUCGCCCUGUCCAGAGACGAGCUCAUAUUCGACCAGCUCGACGAUGACUUCAGAGCUAUCCUUGCUUACACCGAGGAUCUCCUCAAGCUCAAUGCGUCACUGGACAAAGACGCUGUGCUGAGUGUCUUUUCCUUGGAGACGGGACUCAUCUCUUCGCUCAGCUACGUGGCUAGCAAGUGGCGCAAUCCGGUGCUCCGGCGAAAGGCAAUCAGCCUGCUGUACCGCUGCCCUCAGAAAGAAGGACUGUGGAGUAUGCAGCAGUAUGCGAUUCUCGCGCGGAUCAUUGUGCAGAUCGAAGAAGCAGAGGUGGCUCAUCUGCCGUUGGAGCAGCGGGUUCCUGAAGAUCGGCAUCGCGUGUAUACAGCGCAUAUUCAACACAGGAAUUGUUGGUCAUGCCGACUAGCAUUGAUGUAUAAGCCUGAGACUGGUGAUGGAGACUUGCAUUGUCGGAUCAGGGAGGUGGAUUUUGGGGCUGAGAUCCAAGCAGAGGAUCCCAACUUUUUUGCGGAAGCGGGUAUCAGCCCUGAGAAUUGA
This is a messenger RNA of Aspergillus lentulus, 1623 nucleotides long. NCBI's taxonomy places the organism in Eukaryota, Fungi, Ascomycota, Eurotiomycetes, Eurotiales, Aspergillaceae. The record is from RefSeq and is a predicted model, not a curated record.